Molecule: messenger RNA, 1516 nt
Organism: Haliaeetus leucocephalus (bald eagle)
Lineage: Eukaryota; Metazoa; Chordata; Aves; Accipitriformes; Accipitridae
Gene: THOC3
Product: THO complex 3
Exons: 6
Biological process (GO): mRNA export from nucleus
Cellular component (GO): THO complex part of transcription export complex
Molecular function (GO): protein binding
Source: RefSeq, a predicted model, not a curated record
CUCCCGGUCGCGGCGCGGCGCCGCCGCCAUGGCGCUGUCGCCCUACGUGCAGGCCAUGCAGGAGCUGUUCCGCGCCAACACCCGGAGCCGCGAGUUCCCGGCCCACGGCGCCAAGGUGCACUCGGUGGCCUGGAGCUGCUGCGGCCGCCGCCUCGCCUCCGGCUCCUUCGACAAGACCGCCAGCGUCUUCCUGCUCGAGAAGGAUCGGCUGGUGAAGGAGAACAAUUACCGGGGCCAUGGGGACAGUGUGGAUCAGCUCUGCUGGCACCCCAGCAACCCUGACCUCUUUGUCACGGCAUCGGGGGAUAAAACCAUCCGCAUCUGGGACGUCCGCACCACCAAGUGCAUUGCCACUGUCAAUACCAAAGGGGAGAACAUCAACAUCUGUUGGAGCCCUGAUGGACAGACCAUUGCAGUGGGGAACAAGGAUGACGUGGUCACUUUCAUUGACGCUAAGACGCAUCGCUCCAAAGCUGAGGAACAAUUCAAGUUUGAGGUGAAUGAGAUCUCCUGGAACAACGAUAACAACAUGUUCUUCCUCACUAAUGGGAACGGCUGCAUCAACAUCCUCAGCUACCCAGAGCUGAAACCCAUUCAGUCCAUCAACGCCCAUCCUUCAAACUGCAUCUGCAUCAAGUUUGAUCCCAUGGGAAAGUACUUUGCCACAGGCAGUGCUGACGCGUUAGUCAGCCUCUGGGAUGUGGAUGAACUGGUGUGUGUGAGGUGCUUCUCAAGGCUUGACUGGCCUGUGCGAACGCUGAGCUUUAGCCAUGAUGGGAAGAUGCUGGCAUCAGCAUCAGAAGAUCACUUCAUUGACAUUGCAGAGGUGGAGACAGGAGAGAAGCUCUGGGAGGUGCAGUGUGAGUCCCCCACCUUCACAGUGGCCUGGCACCCGAAGAGGCCACUGCUGGCCUUCGCCUGUGAUGACAAAGAUGGCAAAUACGACAGCAGCCGGGAAGCAGGCACCGUCAAGCUCUUCGGGCUCCCCAAUGACUCCUAAUGAAACCGCACCGGGCGAGGCAAUGCUUCCCUGCUCUCGGGGACAUGAGAGUGCUUAGUUAGUAUAGGUCGGGGUAAGGAGAUGGCUCCCCUCCUUGCCUGCUUGGCAGCACUGUGACCUUUGGCUGUGGAGUGCGUGCUGCUCUUGGGAGCAUUUGUAAAAAAGCAGCUUGUGUGCUGGGGAGGGUGGGGGUAUGCUAGCAGGGCCCCCCUCCCGUCUGAGGGCUGCCGCCUCCUCUCUGAGGCACGGGGGGCUUGUUCCAAACGCAAGUGGCCAAAGAAAGUCAGUCACUGAAGGUGACUGCUGAGGAGCCUCCCAUGAGAGGAGCUUUGCUCUAGCCAGGCUCCCCAGCAGUGAUAAGCUAUGUGACCGUCCCCUUGUCCCCAACAGCUGGUGGCGAGGGCAGCCCUGGGAGCACAGUCUGCCCCUUCCCCUCCCAGACAUCCCGUGUCCCUUCCCCGCACUGGGUCAGUGAGGGGAGGGUGGGGGGAUGCAAGUUGGGGGAUGUUUCCCCAG